ACUAACGUUUAUAAUGUGUUUGCAUAUGCAGGGACAAAAUGGUGGAGCUUGUGUAGCUAGUGCACUGUUGAAGGAUGGAGAACUCCAUGUAGCAAACGUGGGAGAUUGUAGAGCAGUUUUGAGUAGGAAUGGAGGAGUAGCUGUUAGACUAACAAAUGACCAUCGUCUCACUAAGGAAGAUGAACGUGCCCGAGUCGAAAAUGCAGGUGGAUUUGUGUAUUGUCACAAUGGAGUUUGGAGGGUGAAUGGAUCACUUGCAGUUUCAAGGGCAUUUGGAGACAAUUACUUAAAGGAAUGGAUCAUUUCUGAGCCAGAUGUUGUGAAGCUUCCUUUAACUUCUGAUUGUGAAUUUCUCGUCAUGGCUUCUGAUGGCUUGUGGGAUAAGGUAAGUGACCAAGAAGCAGUAGAUGUGGUAGCAAAAGAAAAGAGUUCUAUAUUGGCUUGUAAGAAGCUUGUAGAUAUAUCUGCAAGAAGAGGCAACCUUGAUGACAUAACAGUCAUGAUCAUCAAUCUUAAAAGCUUUUUAGGCAAUAAUUAUGAUUUAAUCAACUUAUUCUAAGCGGCCAUUAAUGUUAAUUUUUAUAGGAUAUUUCCCAAAAAGGCUCCUCCAUCAUCCUUGUGUAAAUAGCUUAUAGAGUGUCCUUCUUUAUAUCACAAAUAAAAGAAGGAAACAGGGAUGAUGAGCAGAAAGUGGCCUAAGAUUAUUGCCACUAAGUAAGAAUUAGUUUCUUAAAUUUAUGUGUAAUGAAUCAUCUAGCUAGGAGAUACAGGAAUCCACAAUUCUAUAUUCACUCACACAUGUCUUCUUUCCUUUUGGAUCUAUUCUUGGCAUAGACUACAAUAAUAUUUUGUUUUAUUA
Molecule: messenger RNA, 859 nt
Organism: Nicotiana tabacum (common tobacco)
Lineage: Eukaryota; Viridiplantae; Streptophyta; Magnoliopsida; Solanales; Solanaceae
Source: RefSeq, a predicted model, not a curated record